AUGUUAUUUAAAUCAUUACAAUCAAUCAGCUCCAUUAAAUCAGUUUCCCAAAAGAGUCAAUUAAAAAACACAAUAAGCUCAUCACAAUUUGGUUCAAACUCUAAUCAACUUUUAGAUGUUGCUGCAUGCAUUGAUUUAAACCUUGCUCCAUUAUUAUCUGUUCAUGUUGAUGCUGACAUUAGCCUUUAA
This is a messenger RNA of Dictyostelium discoideum AX4, 189 nucleotides long. RefSeq lists its product as hypothetical. Bases 1 to 189 code for a protein of 62 amino acids. The transcript has 2 exons. The record is from RefSeq and is a predicted model, not a curated record. Lineage: Eukaryota; Evosea; Eumycetozoa; Dictyosteliales; Dictyosteliaceae.